UGACUCUCCAUCUCAGUGUGGUAAGUCCACAGCUUCUGUGUCUCCUCAGUUUCUUAGCAGUGCUUUUGUCAAGUGCUUCUUACGCUGGGAACUCUGACACUCUUCUCAUAGUGCCUCAUAAGUCUGCGUGUGAUCAUAUAUUUUUUUUUCAGAAAUAUGGAAAGAAUGGAUAUUUAAACUUCUAGGCAUGAUGUUCUGAGCUUUCCAAUGCAAUUUUAUGCUUUGCGCUCUCGGUGACUUUCUGUCUGCUUUCUGUGAGGGAGUUUUACUCCACCCUCUGGCUCAGCUGGUCUCAUGCAGGAAGAGGAGGUGGUUUACACCAGCAUUUCAAGUGAAUAUUGUACUUUUGCUCUGGCUGGCUGAUGCGACGCGGAGUGUAUCCUCGGGCAUAUGCUCCAAAUGCAAAACAUUCACAAAGGAUUUGUGUUCCAUUUCUCUUAUGACCUUGCAUCUGCCUAUUCUCACAGCUUCAUCUCCUGAACCAAAGGAUGUCCUGCUCCAGCCUGUGUGCCCCUGCCUGCGGUGUGGCCGCCCCGGCCCCGCUGGCUGACAGCUACAACGAGGCCUGCGUGCGCCAGUGCCCCGACUCCACUGUGCUGAUCCAACCCCCGGCCACCAUGGUCACCAUGCCCGGGCCCAUCCUCAGCUCCUUCCCGCAGAACGCUGUAGUUGGCUCAGCAGGAGUCCCCGCCAUCGGAGCAGGCCUGGGUGGCAGCUUUGGACGCAGUGCCGGCUUUGGAGGCCUGGGAGGCUAUGGAGGCUCUUAUGGCCUUGGCAGCAUUGGGGGCUAUGGAGGUUUUGGCAGCUGUGGUUUCGGUGGCUUUCGCCGAGGCUACAGUUCCAUUGGGGGCAGCUGCGGGCCCUGCUAAACCCCAAAUAUCCACACAGUGCAGUGCUGCAUCUGCUGAGUCUUCACAGAUACCUCCUCAUCUCUUCUACCACCAGAUGCAGCUUUCCAUCCCUCUUUUGGCUGCGCCAAAGCAGUCACUUUAAUUUACUGCUCCUUGCUUUUUACUCAGUGCAGCCUUUCAAAUCUGCACUAGAGGGCUCAGGGUUUCCAUCAUUGCCUCCACAAGUUCCCCUCUACUUAUAUAUAUACUUAUAUACUCCCACUCUGACCAGC
Molecule: messenger RNA, 1123 nt
Organism: Coturnix japonica (Japanese quail)
Lineage: Eukaryota; Metazoa; Chordata; Aves; Galliformes; Phasianidae
Product: claw keratin-like
Cellular component (GO): intermediate filament
Molecular function (GO): structural constituent of cytoskeleton
Source: RefSeq, a predicted model, not a curated record